GGGGGGUUGAGACUCGAUGAUCCUUGAGGUCCUUUUCAACCCAGGCCAUUCUAUGAUUCUAUGAUUAAGUAGAUGAAUGUAAAAGGUGUAAAUGAGUAAAAGGUCUGCUGUUUGUCUUGCUUGAGAAUAUAUUUACAAUGUAGACCCUGAGGUGAAAAAAAAAAUCAGCAUUCUCAGUAUUUGAUGAGGCUACCUUAUUAAGGAAUUAUGAAAGUAUAUUUCCUGUUAUAAAGCAUAUCUCAACAAGCAGACAAAUUUUACUGAAUCUCCCCACUAACUUCUGGAAAAUUGCAUAGAUGCUUAAGUACUUUCUUUGUAUUUUAAGUGUUUGAAUCAGAGUACAGCUACCACAUAGACAGUAUUGAAUAAAGCAUGUAGAGCUUUAUGCAUGGUUAAGUUAGACAUCUUGUAUGACAUGCAGUGCAGCUUAGCUAUGCAAGUUAAAUGAGUCAAGGUAGGUUUUCGUAUCAGAUGUGUCUUCUUCUUUUUCCGGGGAAAAGAAGAAAGACACUUGUUUAAUACUUUGCCUUGAGCAGGGCUGGGAGAGCAGUUGUAAGGUGAUGGGUUUAGUGUUACUAAAUCUGUUGGUAGUUUUCUAAAUGGAAUGGUAGGAAGGUACUAUGGAGGUGGCAUUAGGGAAGACUUGGAAAGCAAGUUCCUUAAAAAAAUGCAGACCACUUGGAUUAAUUUAAAAAUUGUCAAGCAAGAAAUUAGCAUCAGCUUGCGUUUUCAUUAACUUCCUACAAAAACUGUUUUUAAUGGUUGGUGUGAUUCUGUACUGGAUAGUAUACUAGUAAAUCAACUGAUUACAUCUCUUUGCUUACUCUGCCCAGCAUCUUCCAAAUCUUUUUUGUGUGCUGGGGAAAAAAAAAAAAGUCUCCAUUAUAGCUUUCCAGCUGCUUUCUCUAGUGUUAUAAAUAAAACUGAAAAUAGCUGGAAAAAACAUCUUUGAAUGUCUAGAAGAUAAUAGUCUGUCGAAACACUCACUGAAGUGUUUCAAGGUGCUCUAGCCUAGUCAUUUUGCUUUAGAUGAUUUGAAAUGCACACUGCAGUUUGACUGGUUUAAUAUGCUAAAUCAUGUUCAUAGAUGUAAUUUUAAGUAUUUGAAUACUUUAAUACUUCCUAAUGAUGAUUUCUUUCCAAGAAAAUAAUUGCUAACAGAGAGCAGGGUAUAGUUUCGUGGCUGUUUCUGGGAUGUUUCGAGCACAACUUGCCUGCCUUUGAACAUCAUGAGUAUUUCUUGCUUUGUGCUAGUUGGGGCUUCUGUGUACUGAGGUUUGAGGAGCUGAUGGAAUUUAAAACCUUUCCUUCCUGUCUUCAGUGGCUGACUUGAGAUGCAUUUAUUUAUGAGCCUGUUUGGUGCUUUUGUAUGAAAACAAUUGUACAGGAAAAAAAAAGUGGAGAGAAAGGAAGGUGCUUGCUCAUGUGUUGAGGGCUGGGGCCUGUUUCAAAGGCUCUUCUAAAACUUAAAACCAUUAUACAAGACAGGGGGCAAAAUCUUGCAGUGAUAUGCAGAAGAUGGUAAAUUUAAAUGUAAAAAUGUUCUAAGGAUAAGAUUCAGAAUAGUGUAGAAGGUAGCUGUUCAAACAUCAAGAACUUCAAGCUUCUGAGUGACUGGAUAAUGGAGAUCCAGGUUGGAUAUUAGGAACAAUUUCUGCUCGGAAGGAAGUGGUAAUGCGUUGGAGCAGACUGCCCAGGGAAGUGGUUGCUGUCCUUGGAGGUGUUCAAGAAAUGUGUAGAUGUGACGCAGAGGAACAUGUUUUAGUGGGCAUGGUGGUGAUGUGUUGAUGGUUGGAUGAGAUGAUCUUAGAGGUCUUUUCCAACCUUUGUGUUUCUAUGAAAUGGCAAAUGAAAUCCAGUGUGAAUAGUAGAGUACGCAGUGGGAAGAGAAGAGGUGGCUAUGGGCUGCCUGUUUGCGGAUAGAAUGAGAACCUGGAAUUUCUAAUCAGUCUCUGACAUUUUUAAUUCAAUGCCUCAUUGCAGCACUGGGGAGAAAGACUGGAAGUGUUAUUCCUGGGAGAGAGGAGAGAAUAAAAAAUGACCCGUGCUGCAGGCUCAGCUACAGUUCUUUUGUUAGACUCUACAGCGGCGGGUAAUUCACUGGUCCAUAAGCGGUCUCCUUUACGUCGAAGUCAUAAGGCAUCAGCAUCCUUGCCCAAACUGUCAUUACGUGAUGGACAGAAAGCCAAAAAGCCACCGUGUAAAUUUGAAGAAGGUCAGGAUGUCCUAGCUAGAUGGUCAGAUGGCUUGUUUUAUCUUGGAACUAUCAAAAAGAUAAACAAACUGAAACAGAACUGCUUCAUUAUAUUUGAGGACAGUUCCAAGUCUUGGGUUCUCUGGAAGGACAUACAAACAGGGGCCACUGAAAGUGGGGAAAUGGUCUGUACAAUAUGUCAGGAAGAGUAUUCAGAAGCACCGAAUGAAAUGGUUAUAUGUGAUAAAUGUGGGCAAGGUUAUCAUCAGCUGUGCCACACACCAAAUAUUGAUUCCAGCGUGAUAGAUUCAGAUGAUAAAUGGCUCUGUCGACAGUGUGUUUUUGCAACAACAACUAAGAGAGGUGGUGCGCUUAAGAAAGGACCAAAUGCCAAAGCACUGCAAGUCAUGAAACAAACUUUACCAUAUAACGCAACAGACCUUGAAUGGGAUGCAGGUCAUAAAACCAAUGUCCAGCAGUGUUACUGCUAUUGUGGAGGACCUGGAGACUGGUAUCUAAAGAUGUUGCAGUGCUGCAAAUGUAAGCAGUGGUUCCACGAGGCUUGUGUGCAGUGCCUCCAAAAGCCAAUGCUUUUUGGUGACAGGUUUUAUACGUUCAUUUGCUCAGUUUGCAGUUCUGGACCAGAAUACCUCAAACGUUUACCCCUGAGAUGGGUAGAUAUAGCACAUCUAUGCCUUUACAACCUAAGUGUUAUUCACAAGAAAAAAUACUUUGAUUCGGAGCUUGAACUCAUGGCAUACAUAAAUGAAAACUGGGAUAGAUUACAUCCUGGUGAGCUGGCAGAUACACCAAAAUCUGAAAGAUAUGAGCAUGUACUGGAGGCAUUAAAUGAUUACAAGACCAUGUUUAUGUCUGGAAAAGAAAUAAAGAAAAAGAAGCAUUUGUUUGGCUUGAGAAUUCGUGUUCCUCCUGUGCCACCAAAUGCUGCUUUAAAGGCUGAGAAAGAACCAGAAGGAACUUCUCAUGAGUUCAAAAUUAAAGGCAGAAAAUCAUCUAAACCAAUCCCUGAUGUGAGGGAAUUAAGUAAUGGUAUAGAAAGAAAGGGGAAAAAAAAAUCAGUAGGUCGUCCACCUGGUCCCUAUACAAGAAAAAUGAUUCACAAAACUCCAGAGUCGUCUCCUCUGGAUACUGAACCAGUUCCAGUGAUAGAGACCCCAGCCUUGGAAUUACCCUGCUCUGUUGGGAAAUCCGAUGGAACUGCACAUUCAUCCAAUACCUCAGAUGUGGAAUCCACAGGUGCUGCCAGUAUGAAAGAAACUACCUCAUCUAGCAUAUCCAGACAUUAUAGUAGUUUAUCUGACUCAAGAAAAAGGACUCGUACAGGAAGAACUUGGCCUGCUGCAAUACCGCAUUUGAGAAGAAGAGGUCGCUUUCCACGAAAAGCACUCCAGACUCAAAAUUCAGAAAUAGUGAAAGAUGAUGAGAGCAAGGAAGAUUACCAGUAUGAUGAACUCAAUACGGAGAUACUUAACAAUUUAGCAGAUCAGGAGUUACAGCUCAAUCAUCUAAAGAACUCUAUUACUAGUUACUUUGGUGCAGCAGGUAGAAUAGCUUGUGGUGAAAAAUACCGUGUUUUGGCUCGUCGGGUGACACUUGAUGGAAAGGUGCAGUAUCUUGUGGAGUGGGAAGGAGCAACUGCAUCCUGACUGUAGGACUGAACAUUAUGUUCACUGCACUGUCAUCUGUAAGUACAGUUCAUAAUGCAGAGCCAUGAGAGAAGUGUGUCUUUAAAUGUUUCUAAAAACAAAACAAAACCAAUUUAGCCUUAACAUGUAAUUGUUAUCAUUACAGCUCUUGUGAUAAAGACUUAUCUUUUUAAAAUCAGAUCUGAAACUUAAAUUUUUUAAUCUGAACACUGUUAGAUUGUUUUAGGUUGGGAUAUUUUGGGUUACAAUUGCUUAAAAAUGUGCAUGGUGUUUAAAAAAAAAAAAAAACAUUUUCUAGAGAACAUUCCAUGGAUACAGUUAUUGUGAUUUAGAGAAAUAUUAUGUAGAUAGCACAAAUCUUUGAAAUUUUUUUGGUUUGUUUUCUUACCCAAAUGUUUGCAGAAAUGUAUUUCUAUUUCAAUACUUUCUAGAUUUCGUAAGUGCAGUGUAUAUAAUGCCUACUGAAGACUGUAAAAUACUGAAGUUUUCUUUCAAACAGUGUAAAAAAAAAAAAAAAGAAAAAAUAUAUUGAGCCUGUAAAUUGCUCUGUGACCAGACUUCAUUGUCUUCUUAAUAUAUUCUGUGUGUGUGCGCAUGUGUUUGUGUAUAUACAUAUGUAUAUAUGCACGCACAUACUUGUGUGUGUGUGUGUAUAUAUAUCUGUGAUUGUGACCUAUGCAAUACAAAUUAUGGGAUUGGACAGCUUCUGAGUAUACAUCCCAUAAUUCUUUUUUCAGGAAUAGUUGCCAGUAUUUACACAGCAGCAUUUCUUCUCAGGCUUAUUGGGUGCUGUUGCUUUCUGUGUACUAAGGAAAAUGUCAAACCAGUGCAGCGUGUUCUGGCAAUGGGUGCAGUCCUUGAUGUUCAUAUGCCUUGGGGUAAUAUAUUCCUUUCUUUUCCAUGUGACUUAACAGUUAAAAAAAAAAAAAGCGCAGGAUUAGAACAUUAACAACUAGAAAUAACUGUUUAAAAGCUAUUGUGGCACAUUGAUUGUAAAUUGUGUCCCAUUUAUAAACUAAGUUGACGGGAGUUGCACAAGAUUCCUAUGUAUGUGUAGAAACAGUCAUAUUUUGGUAAAGGUAGUAUAAGCAAAGUGUUAUUGCACAGGGUCAACAAAAGUAUGUUGCCAUUUGAAGUAACAUUAAUGGUUUUAAUACAAUAUUACCUCUUUUGUUUUUAUAAAACGUACCAAGUUCUAAAUUGAUAUGUUCAUUUUACUUGUUUUUUAAUCAGAAACGUCUCCUGCCAGUAUUACGUGUUCUGUCUGCUACUUUUGAGGGGGGAUAGCCAAAGAGUGAACGGAGGAAGAAUAUUUUUACAUUAGUGGUUACUCAGUGUACAGCAUAAGCUUUCUUCUCUUACGAUUACAGUUGACCACCAAAAUAAAAUUAAGCAAUGUAAAUGACAGAGUGGUUUAAAAUUUACAACCUGAGUUAGUACUUUCUUAUUCCAUUACUUGAUUAUUUGACUCCUUUUUUUCUGCUCAUCUUGACAGGGUGAUUUUCUUCUAAUUAUUAUUUUUUUCCUGUCACCUUAUAGCCAAGGGAAACCUUUAAUCCUGUGCUUGGUUUAUGACUGGCUUGGUAAUACUAGCUUUAUAAAAAUGCUAAUUAAAAACUGCCACCUCUGUUUAUCUUUACUAAAUUUUUUUUCCUCACACCCUCAGCUAUUAAUUUAAUGUUGCCUUGUCUAUAGCUGCAAUAUUUUGAUAACACAACAUCUUCAUGUUAAUUUUUUGAAUGUUUAUAUAUUGGGAUAAUGCAAAAUGUAAAGCCUUUGUAACCUUACUCACAACAUCUGUAUUUGUCUAUUUCACUUUAUCCAAGUCCUUUAAUUCUAACUGAACACCAGCAGUAUUUUCAGUAAAGCUUCAGCAUUUGAAGAUGAAUAUUGGAAUAAAUAUUGGAAUGUACUUGGGGACUUCAGCUGGGGGUGUAGGGAGGGGAAUAUUUGUCAAACUGUCCAUAGUCUUAAUAUUGUGAAUGUCAUUGUUUCAUUUUAUUAUGAUGGUUGAAUUGACUCUGAUGUUCAGUUUGUAUUUUUGGAAUUGCUUUUUUCUUAGAAUUAAAGACCAACAUUAAAUGUGUGGGUUUUUUUUUUUUUUGAGAGAAGAGUGAGUUUUGGGUCUUUAUUCUCCUGAAAUCCAUACUUGUGAUUGCCUUCUGUCCACAGUUCCUCUAUCUCUGGCUUGCUUGUUGCUCUUCUAGAGAUACUUGCCCUGUGCAUAGAUGCUAACUAGUCUUCCAGCUGCACUUGAGAGAUGCUUUGUUGCAAGGUGUCAUGUACUGGAAAAUGCUACAGUGGUGCUGCUGAAGCUAUGGCUAGAGUAAUACAAAUGGCUUUCUCUCAUUUUAUGUGAAUCUUAUUGUAUGUGGUAAUGGAGUGGAAAAAUACAAAUGUUGCUGUAUGUAACGAUUUUCUUUUAGUUUGACUUAAUCAUUUUUUGUAUGCAUGUGUGUAAAUAUAUGUAACUCAGCUUUGUUGUGGUCACUGAUUUAGAACAUUUCCCUUGUGUACCAAAUUUGAUACUUUUUCCAUUUUAUAUUAUUUGUAUCACUGUAAUAUUUAGAUAGGAGAACUCUGUCUUGAGGCCAUCCUAAAAAAUGUAGGCAUCAAAUAGAUAAACAAGACAGCAAAGAAAUAAUGACACAUUACCGGUCCGGAUUCUGAAAUAAAUAUCAUAGCAAACUAUUUGUCAAAUCCUUGUUCAGAAGAAAAAUUUGAAAAGGCACUUUUUCCUCUUUAGCUUGAAGAGGAGUUUUCUGUGCUCUUCUAUGUGUAACAGGUAUUUGAUAUGAGUUUAAUAAGAAAUUUUGAAAGGUCUUUCAGUGUGAUAAGUGAAUGUCAGUAUUUUGUUUUAACGUGGAAGACUAGAAACCCAAAUGAGACCUUGAAGGUGAAGGAAAGCAGUUUGUUGCCUUGCGAGCAGGAGGAAAGAUAAGUGGAUCAAUAGAAAAGUAGUCGAGUGUUUGAAACAUCUUACUCAAGUGAUCUUUAGUGUUGUAUUUUAAAAGGGAAUUGGUGUCUUCAGAUGGAACAUACCAAGGCUGGAGAUGGAGCAGUAGUCAGAACACAGUGAUAAGGAUGAACUGGACAAGAGCAUCGGUUCUGUGCACUGAGGGAAGAGGAUGGAUCUUCAAAUACUACGCAGGUAACAUUUUCAGGCUUUAAACCAUGUCACUUCCCUAGUUCCCUGAUGUCUACCUGAAUGAGAAGUAACUUUGCGGUUAAGGAUAUGAUGGCAGAAAAUAUUUUCUAGAAAUGGAGAAAAGGGUUUAGUGUGGAAUUUUGCAUUUAGUCAAUGUGGAACCUUAUGCCUAAAUAUCUUUGUGGAGGUGUCGGGUCUAUUUAGAUCCUAGUUAGGUCAGAAAAAAUGGGAACAAGUGAGGGAAAAUGUUCAACCUAAUGUUCGAGGGAGAGUUGAGUUUUGGAAAUUGAAUCCAUUGCCUGUAGAUAACUGUUUAAAGAAGAAAAAGGGAAAGAAUCCUUAGAAGUUGCUGAAGAAAGUUGAAAGGAGAAUGACCAUCUUUUGAAAAAGACAGUACAGGGCAAUUAGAAAAACAAAAAGAAGAGUAGAAACAAACUGUGCACAGUGUAAGAAUGAAGUUGGAAUUCAUUGUUUUUGACACCUCCAUCUUUCAGCAGUUAUGAAAUAGGAUUUUGUACUGUGUCAUUUCACUUGAACUCUGUGGUUUUUAUCUUAACAAGAAUGCAUUGGACAUAGUUAUCUUUUUUUAGUUCCUGUUUAUAUAUUUCUAUUUCUGCUAUAGUUUUGGGAUCGUUCUUGACAUGCAUUGAAAACUUCCAUCUUUCAUUUGGGGCAUCAUAGUGGUUUGGCCAUGACAUGUAGAAACGCAGAACUGAAAGCUAGCUCAUUUCUGCUGGUUUUGGUUGGCUGGUGUUGUUUUUUUUUUCCCCAGAUUUCUGUAGUGAGAUCCAUAUACCGUGAAAUAAAGUUGUUCUGAUUUUUAUUCAUAUCAAGGUACUUCGCUUUGCAUGUAUGUGCAUUGUAUACGCAUACAUACAUACAAGUGCAUGAAUGCUCAUGUCCAAGAAACACGAGAAGAACUUGAAUUGUAUUUAAUUAAAAUGAAAAAUUAUUACUUUUAAUGAAGUCUCUAAGUGGGCUGUGAAAUGCUUAUUAAAAAGUCUUUGAAGGAUUGUUUAAAAAAAAUAAAUAUUAAUUCAGUUCUUACCUUCA
Molecule: messenger RNA, 8062 nt
Organism: Numida meleagris (helmeted guineafowl)
Lineage: Eukaryota; Metazoa; Chordata; Aves; Galliformes; Numididae
Gene: MTF2
Product: metal response element binding transcription factor 2
Exons: 15
Coding region: 2038-3861 (607 amino acids)
Biological process (GO): regulation of DNA-templated transcription; chromatin organization
Cellular component (GO): nucleus
Molecular function (GO): chromatin binding; DNA binding
Source: RefSeq, a predicted model, not a curated record